Molecule: messenger RNA, 1659 nt
Organism: Durusdinium trenchii
Lineage: Eukaryota; Dinophyceae; Suessiales; Symbiodiniaceae
Source: the annotation of a GenBank genome assembly
AUGGAGUGUCUCAAAGUCAGACGUUUGCUUCCAUGGCCCCCGAAGGCGGGCCUCUUUGCGGACUUUGCCCAUGCGGUGGAUCGCGUUCUCGAGGCCGAAGAGCAGGAGCACCGCGCUCGUCCCGACAGGUUCUCCGACGGGUUGUGGAAGUGCCGCGCGGAGGCCUGGCGUCGGCGCCACCACACGAAGGCCUUGGGCUCUACCGCUGGGAAGCUGCAGCGGGCAGUGGGCCGUCGGAUGGUGGAGCUGGAAGCGCGGAUGAGGCGCCGAGAAGCGCCCAGUGGAGCCUCGGAGCUCAGAGAACUUCUGGCGGUGGAAGUAGAGGUCUGGACUUCGGAGUUGCAGCAGCUAGCAGAUCCCUUGGUUUGGGCCGCUGAUGGUUCCUUACUACAAGAUGUUGGGCCAGUCCGGUCUGGGUGCUUCUUGCUGGGUGAUGCGCAUCUCCAGAAGCUCACUGGUAGGGCACUGGAGCAGAAGCUCGAAGAGCUUCAUGACAUGUCCGGAUGGUACAUCCCAAACCAUCCUGCCGACGUUCCGCGUGCGUUGGCGGUCGGCGUUCCCAUCCUCGACGCGAUUUGCUCUCAGAUGAGGCUCUUGGAUGCGUGGGCAUCUCGCCAGGAGACGCGCGAGGCCACGGAGCAGUGGUGCUCCCGCAGCUUUGCCUCCGCGAUGCUCUCUGUGUCCACCCUCCAGCAGCGGAGCCGAGGCUCCAGCUCCGAGCCCCUCGCGCUCCCCGCGUGGUGGCUGAAAGCCGCACUGGGCCACGGCGGUCAUUCUUCGCGCUACGUGAGCGACCUCAGUCAGCUGGCGUCUCCCUCCGAGUCUGGGCGAUAUCUUCUGCAGGAGGACAAGGCCGAUUGCAUUUUGCUGGACGAGCGUCGUUUCACCUUGCGCCUCUACCUGGUCAUUGUGGCAGGUCAUGCCUUCCUGGCUUCCAAGGGCUUGGUAUACCGAGCCCUUGGCACAUCCAAGGUCACCAACUGCUCCCGCGCCGCCUUAACGCUGAAGGGCGCCGCCAACGCGGCCAACGCGCGUGAGGCGCCCGAUCUCCAAUGGCUGGAGCAACGGCUGGAGCACUUGCCGCAGGCUGAAGGGGGCGGACCUGGCUCCUAUGCUACUGUCCGCCGUGGUGACGGUCGCAGCGGUCGCCGCGGUCGCCAUGAACCGAACCUUGAACCGAAGGCUCGUUGGACUCUUCAACUUGGCGCGUUUGUGGCGCCGCCUGCGGCGCCUGGGCACCUGGCUGGCGCAGGGCGCCCUGCGGCGCGCGGCGCGCAGCCCGCUGGGCGAGCUCACCGCGAGCGACACCGAGCGGCUUCCAUUGCCGAAGAUCCUGGGCAUGGACGUGAUCCUUUCGAAAACCUCGCCAGGCCUCCGGAUGGUUCGCGCUGGCGAACACUCGGAUGUGUCGCCCAGUUGGAGGCGCGCGGGGCGCGCCGGGUGCUUGGCCGUGGCUCCUGGAGAUCAAUCGCUUCCCAGCGCUGGGCCUCCGCAGUGAGACGGAUGCCGACACCAAACUGCCGGUGAUCCGAGACGCCUGGCUUGUGGCCCGGAGCGCGCGCGGCGCGCAUGAGCACUGGUGCCCUGAAAGUCUGGGGUGCUUGGAGCUGUUGAGUCUUGCAGGGUCUUUAGGGAGCCGAGCAGCCUUCGGAAGCGAAA